Messenger RNA from Jaculus jaculus (lesser Egyptian jerboa), 2000 nucleotides. RefSeq names its product protein DEK-like. The transcript has a single exon. NCBI's taxonomy places the organism in Eukaryota, Metazoa, Chordata, Mammalia, Rodentia, Dipodidae. The coding region runs from base 210 to 812 and encodes 200 amino acids. The record is from RefSeq and is a predicted model, not a curated record.
CGACAGCGACGACGAGGAAGAGGACGAGGAGGAGGAAGAGAAAGAAAAGAGUCUCAUCGUGGAAGGCAAAAGAGAAAAGAAAAAAGUAGAAAGGUUGACAAUGCAAGUGUCCUCCUUACAAAGAGAACCAUUUACACUUGCACAAGGGAAGGGUCAAAAACUGUGUGAAAUUGAAAGGAUAUAUUUCUUUCUAAGUAAGAAAAAAACGGAUGAACUUAGAAAUCUACACAAACUACUUUACAACAGACCAGGCACCAUUGCCAAAAUCUAAAAAAUCUCAGAGCAAAAGCAAUAAAAAGGAACGGAACAGUUCUGGGAUGGCAAGGAAGGCAAAGCAAACCAAGUGUCCUGAAAUUCUGUCAGAUGAGUUUAGUAGUGAUGAAGAUGACAAGAAAAAUAAGGAAGAGUCUUCAGAUGAUGAAGAUAAGGAAAGUGAAGAGGAGCAGCCACCAAAAAAGACAACUAAAAGAGAAAAAACUAAGCAGAAAGCUACUCCUAAAAGUAAAAAGUCUGUAAAAAGUGCUAAUGUUAAGACGGCAGAUAGCAGCGCCACCAAGAAGAAUCAAAACAGUUCCAAAAAAGAAACUGACUCUGAAGACAGUUCAGAUGAUGAGCCUUUAAUUAAAAAGUUGAAGAAACCUCCUACAGAUGAAGAGGUAAAGGAGACAGUAAAAAAGUUACUGGCCAAUGCCAACCUGGAGGAAGUGACAAUGAAACAGGUCUGUAAAGAGGUAUAUGAAAACUCUCCUGCUUAUGAUUUAACUGAGAGAAAAGAUUUCAUUGAAGCAACUGUGAAAGAGCUUAUUUCUUGAGAUGGAGUGUUCUCAUAUUUGAAGAUCUGAUUUAUCCCAUUAUACCAGCAAAGAGAAUGUAAUUUCCAAAUCCAUUGUGGUGAUAGAACUCACUGCUGACCUUGAGUGUUAUGUGACCUUGCUGUUUUGCAUUUCUAUGCCAUUUUUGAAGUCUUGCAUGGCAGUUAAUUGUCUCUUGCUUUUAUAGUUGUAUUUUGUACACUUUGGAUUUCUUUAUAUACGGUAUAAAUUCCUGAACUAUUGUGGGGUUUAGCGCACUUAACAUUAGCUUGCUUAAUACAUACUUUUAGUCAGGUAGAACAAAACUAUAACUGGCAUUUAUACAUGCAGAGAGACUACUGCAGUAUUUAGUAUAUGAAAUAUUUUGAAUACACCCCUCUUCUGUCAAGUGUGGAAAAUGAGUGACAGUGUUAUCACACUAGAUGACACAAGCUGUGGCUAUCCAGAUGAUGGCACUGGAAUUCCGCAUGUGUACAUAUGUCAGAAUUGUCAGCAUGACAGAAGUGACAGAUGUUAUUUUUAUAUUUUUAAAAAGCAAUUUGUUGUAUAGAAUGUUUUUUAUUUCUUUUUGUGCAGAUCAAUUUUUAAACUCAUGUAGGUAGUUAUCUUUAUACUUGUAAACUAAGGAAUGUCAGUGUUUUCAGCCAGUGUGACAGCAGUAGAAGUCAGGAGGUCAGUGAUGGGCGCUCUUAAGGAACUGACUAAUACUGCUUUGCCCUGAAAGUGUCAUAAAUUUAGUUGUAGUGUUAACUUCACAAGUGUCAUAAUUUUGAUAUUGAAGCACCAAAUCAACACAUCAGAGCUUCAAAAAUACUGGGAAAGGUGAAAUUAAAUACAAGCACAUUUUGUUUAUAGUAAGUGAAUGGAUAAUUUAUUAAAUGCUUUGACCCAUAAAGCAUACUAAUAAAUAUAGGAAACCUGGCUACCUUCAUUAUUAUGAUAAGUCUUGAGUGCAAUGGCAGAAGGUAAUGUGCAGGGAACAGCAAAGUAUUUCUCAAAAAUGAUACUUUUUAACAUUAAAGAAAUUGAACAUAUUUGUUAAAUCAAGGUUCUUGGAUUUUACAUUUUGGCCAAUUAAGACUCUAAAGUGACAAACAUCUGGACCACCCCUUAAUUUGAAAAACUGUUUUAAGUUGAUUGUCUUAACCAGCUUAUUAAAUAACCUAUCUAUAAAUUGUAAAACAUGUU